AGCCUGCGCAGCUCCCGCCGGAAGCGCCCGGCCACCACACAAAAUGGCGGCGCCUACAGCUCGCUUAGCGGCGCGGCGGCUCUUCCUGCCCUGGCGUCCUCGCCUUUUGCGAUCGCCCGGCCCGGGGAACCGGUCUGUACAUGUAGGAACAGGCAGGUUCAGAGUUUCCAAGGCAGCAACAGAAGUAGUCUUAAAUGUUCCUGAAACUAGGGUGAGUCCUCUGGAAAAUGGCUUGCAAGUAGCUUCUGAAGACUCUGGACUUUCAACAUGCACAGUUGGACUUUGGAUUGAUGCUGGAAGCAGGUAUGAAAAUGAGAAGAACAAUGGAACUGCUCACUUCCUUGAGCAUAUGGCUUUCAAGGGAACAAAAAAGAGAUCUCAGUUAGACCUUGAACUAGAAAUUGAGAACAUGGGAGCUCAUCUGAAUGCCUAUACGUCCAGGGAACAAACAGUGUAUUAUGCAAAGGCUUUUUCAAAAGAUUUACCAAGAGCUGUGGAAAUUCUUGCUGACAUAAUUCAGAACAGCACCCUGGGAGAAGCAGAGAUUGAGCGUGAGCGAGGAGUUAUACUUCGAGAGAUGCAAGAGGUUGAAACCAAUUUACAGGAAGUUGUCUUUGAUUACCUUCAUGCUACAGCCUAUCAGAACACAGCCCUAGGAAGGACGAUUUUAGGACCCACGGAAAACAUCAAAUCCAUAAACCGCAAUGACUUGGUGGAGUACAUAACAACACAUUACAAAGGACCCAGAAUAGUCCUGGCUGCUGCUGGAGGGGUCUGUCACGAUGAGCUACUUGACCUUGCCAAAUGCCACUUCGGUAACUUGCCGUCUGCUCCGGAAGGAGGGCUGCCACCCCUGCCACCUUGCAGCUUCACGGGCAGCGAGAUCCGUAUAAGAGACGACAAGAUGCCCUUGGCGCACCUGGCGAUAGCCGUGGAAGCAGCUGGCUGGGCUGACCCGGACACGAUCCCCCUCAUGGUAGCAAACACCCUGAUAGGUAACUGGGACCGCUCCUUCGGAGGAGGCGUGCAGAACUUAUCCAGUAAGCUUGCUCAGACUGCCUGCCAUGGGAACUUGUGUCAUAGUUUCCAGUCCUUCAACACCUGCUACACUGAUACGGGGCUGUGGGGCCUCUACAUGGUCUGUGAGCCAUCAACUAUCCAGGACAUGGUGCACUUUGUUCAGAGAGAAUGGAUGAGACUUUGCACGAGUGUUACAGAAAAUGAAGUAGCUCGAGCAAAAAAUCUUCUAAAGACAAAUAUGCUGCUACAACUUGAUGGCUCCACCCCAAUCUGUGAAGACAUCGGAAGACAAAUGCUCUGUUAUAAGCGCAGAAUCCCAAUUCCAGAACUUGAAGCGAGGAUUGAAGCUAUUGAUGCCCAGACUAUUAGAGAAGUUUGCAAGAAGUACAUCUAUGAUAAGCAUCCUGCAGUUGCUGCUGUGGGUCCAAUUGAACAACUUCCAGAGUAUAACAAAAUCUGCAGUGGCAUGUGUUGACGUCGUGAGUAGUGAACAAGAACUUCCAGUAUGUUUGAGCUUUAAGAGAAAAAAAACACACUGCUUUUGACUUCAAAAAAUGCAUUUGAGAUUAAAACUCAAACACCAA
Anas platyrhynchos (mallard) is the source of this 1604-nucleotide messenger RNA. RefSeq names its product peptidase, mitochondrial processing subunit beta (gene PMPCB). Gene Ontology annotation, cellular component: mitochondrion. The record is from RefSeq and is a predicted model, not a curated record. Gene Ontology annotation, molecular function: metalloendopeptidase activity; metal ion binding. Lineage: Eukaryota; Metazoa; Chordata; Aves; Anseriformes; Anatidae.